AUGAGGUUGGAGUAUGAAGUUGAAGAUGCUAUCGAAAACCUUAAACAAACAGAAUCCCAGAAGAGUGUAACCAUCUCUAACGUGUAUUCUCCCUACUUUAGCGACAGCAGCUCAGAUAGAAACAUUUCAUCCGAUAAAAACACAUACGUAAUAGCCAUAGAUGAGAGCGAUGACAGUGAAAUAUUCCCUCUAUAUGGAAACCAGAGUGUUAUUGACCUUAAAGAAUCACAAAAAACAUCAAAUAGUAAAGAAAUUUACAAUCCAUCUGAUGGAGAAUACAAAUCAGUUUCAAAAAGCGUACAGAAAUAUGUUUUCGUAGCUCAAGAAUCUUUUACACAAACUAGUAAAACUAUCAUGGAACUCGCCAAAGCUGAUGCCAAUGAAAAUUAUUCAUGUGACAAUCACGAAACGCAAACAUCUUUAGUAUCAAUCACAGAAAACAAAACUGUAAAAUAUAAAUUUGAAAUUUCUAAUUGCAAAUCAAAUUUGAAUUACAAUGAUGAAAAAUACUCCCGUAAUACAAGCAGUCCCUAUACUAAGUUUAUGCAAAAUACUUUAGAAAAUGUUUCAUCUAAAUUACCCGAAUCAAAUUAUGUAAAGACGAAUGAAAAUAUUAGCAGCGGUUCGGAUAAAUAUUUUGUUGAUGACGAGACUGUGUCUAAUGAAGAACGCUAUGAAAACACAAGUAAUUUUGAAGAUAGUAUAGGCACAGAUCUAGACGAAGACUCUCUGAUGGAACGCAAAAGACAAACAUCAGAUUGCAACAGCGGAAGCGACACCAGUGAAAUACCGAAAUCAGUAGAGAACGAUAUUGAAGAACUCUACUCUAAGCUAACAGAACAUUUCGAACAUAACACACAUCCUGCCGAAAACAAUGAAAGCAACGUAAAACAAACAGGACAUUUAACGCCCUUGACGGAAGAAUCGACGGUUCAGAAAGACAGUAUUGCGAAUUCAACAUCUAAUUAUAUAAAUAGUACAAAUGAUGACAAAGAUGUUCUAUUUACUAACAAUGCGGGUAUCAAAGUUAAAUUACUUCCAGAAUGUGAAUAUAAGGAAGAAUUCAAGCUACCACCGAUAAAGAGAGAUCAUUUGUACCUCAAAAAAUUGUUUUUGUCUGAUUACAGUUGUAAUAUAAAUGUAACUACAGAAAAUGAUACUGCUAAAGAAGUUAGGGAAUCACUGAUUGAUAGAUGGGAGAUCAGAAACAAAGACUUGGCGUCUGGCGAAGGUUGUGUUGAUAACACUAGAAAUGACUUUACAAAUAGAACCCCACGAAAUAACUGCUUCCAACUGCCACCAAUUGCUGGAGAAGUUCACGAAAAGCCCAGCAUCAAUACGGAAUCAUACUCAACUCAUAGACACGACAGAUCACCUACAAAUCACUGCCAUGCUCCCAUCAGUAUUAAGACUAAAAUAGAAGAGUUGAAAGUGAGCAGUAGAUCGUCCAGACGAGGAAUCUCUCCAUCGGAAAGUAGAAGCAUAUCUCCGGGAACCAUCUCACCGGACGACAGUAAGCUGUGCGAGAUCGCAGAGCGCGGCUGCGAGGCCCUUUGUGUGGAAAUGUUAAAGAGACUGCGUUCUUCUUCAUGGUUGCAAGUAAUUGACACGUUGGAAGAUAUCCCGAAAGUAUUAGAAAAACACUGGAAUAACAUCACGGAGCAGAGAAUCGCUGACUUAUUAAGACAAGUUAGCAGCCACGUUGAGUCGCCAAGAACGCAAGUCGCUCGUUCGGCGUGCAACACGCUCGCCGUAAUACUCAAGAAUACCAAUUAUACCAAGAAACCGGAUUUCUACGAAGCGAUCACGCUGCUGCUGUCGAAGACCGGCAGCUACAGCGGACCGGUGCGGAGAGCUGCAAACGUCGCGUUAGAUGAGAUAGUCUGCAGCGUGAAUUUCACACACGCCAUCACAGCUCUCUGCAUACACGGGACUGGCCACAAAAGCGGGCUAGUGAGAUGCGCGGCGUGCCGGCUGCUAGUGGUGGCUUGCGCGCUGGCGGGCGGGGGCAGGGCUCUGCUUCGGUCCCGACCUCCCACGGCCGCGUGCGCCAGGAAACACACAUUAAGAUCAUUGGCUGCUCUAUUGGAUGACAAAAAUACAGAGACGAGAAAAUACGCUGAGCGCCUGUACGCGAUUCUCCGACCACUACCGAACUUUGAGGCUUACUAUUUGAACGACGUAGACAUAGAACUGGCCACCAAGCAGAUGAAGAAAUACGACCAGCUCGUCCUCUGUGGAGGGAAGAAGAAAAGAUGAUGACAAGCAAU
Bombyx mandarina (wild silkworm) is the source of this 2270-nucleotide messenger RNA. RefSeq lists its product as uncharacterized. The record is from RefSeq and is a predicted model, not a curated record. Lineage: Eukaryota; Metazoa; Arthropoda; Insecta; Lepidoptera; Bombycidae.